Haplochromis burtoni (Burton's mouthbrooder) is the source of this 633-nucleotide messenger RNA. Its product is annotated as histone H4. The record is from RefSeq and is a predicted model, not a curated record. Gene Ontology annotation, cellular component: nucleosome. Gene Ontology annotation, biological process: nucleosome assembly. Gene Ontology annotation, molecular function: structural constituent of chromatin; DNA binding; protein heterodimerization activity. NCBI's taxonomy places the organism in Eukaryota, Metazoa, Chordata, Actinopteri, Cichliformes, Cichlidae.
CGCCGUCUGGCUCGUCGUGGCGGAGUGAAGCGUAUCUCGGGUCUGAUCUACGAGGAGACUCGCGGUGUGCUGAAGGUGUUCCUGGAGAACGUGAUCCGUGACGCCGUCACUUACACCGAGCACGCCAAGAGGAAGACCGUGACCGCCAUGGACGUGGUGUACGCUCUGAAGAGACAGGGCCGCACUCUGUACGGCUUCGGCGGUUAAACUCAUUCACACCAACUGAAAGAACUCAACGGCUCUUUUAAGAGCCACACACUUUUUUUUUUUAAGAGCUUCGUUCUAAUACGAUGCACUAUUUAUAAUAUGGCAACAGAAGAAAUCUCGCAUUUCGGACAGUCUUGAUUUGCUGAACAAAGUAUGUUAAACUAUAACUGGUUCAGACACUUGCAUUUUGUUUUUUUUUGUCUGCAAGCUGUAGCAUUACAUAAUUGUUUAAUCCAGACAAAGGGAACUGGUGUGUUCAUCAGCAUCAUUCUCUGAAGGAGAUAUUCCCCUUCAUGUCAUAGAAGGAAUCAUCAAAGAGCCAAGGGGUUUAGUGUCUCCCUCUUCCCUUUGAUAAAAAUACUUGUUACAUUGUAUACUACAUCACAAUAGAACAUGUACAACAAUUAAAUACCUCAUAUUACCAUG